Molecule: messenger RNA, 1271 nt
Organism: Phragmites australis (common reed)
Lineage: Eukaryota; Viridiplantae; Streptophyta; Magnoliopsida; Poales; Poaceae
Exons: 2
Coding region: 578-1264 (228 amino acids)
Source: RefSeq, a predicted model, not a curated record
GCACGAGGAAGCUACGUCGAACGGCCAAGCCGAGGCGUGGUCGUCGCGGACACUGCCUCCUCACACCUCCUCCGUCGCGUCACAGAGCGAAUUGUCGCGGUGCAGCGGCUCAGCUCGCCCUAAACCCUACCAUCACCGCGCCAUGGCCGCCGACGUAGGGAUUAGCCGAGGACCGCCGUGCAGGAGACCCGUCACCGCCGUGCAGGAUGACGCCACCGCCGUGCAGCCGGGCCAGCGCCCCGCUCGUCACCGAGGUAACCCCUCCGCCGGGCCACUGCUCAGCGCUGCAAUGCGACGCAACAGCUACCGGCUCCGCGCUAAUUGUGCUAGCGCCGGCCCGCACACCGCCGCCGUCCCACACGUCGCGCGACCCCGCGCGCCGCCGCACGCAGGGACUUAAUCUGGCGAGGCUCGAGGGGGCGGCGGUGAGGAGGAUGGCGGCACUGGGAGCAGUUGGGAGGCGAAGAGGACGCCGUCUUCGGACGGGCGACGGGGCAAGGCGGGGGCGGCGCUAAGGCUCGGGGCCGGGGACCGCGACGCGGGACGGGAAGCGGGGGCGGAGCGGUACUUUCGGGCGAUGCGGGUGAGGGAAAAGGCGAUGCCGUGCCGGUCUGCCAGAUCCAGAGCGGCGGCAGCCAAGAUGGCCGUGACGGCGGCAGCCUUCUUCGCUCGGCGGCCAUGUCGCCCCUGCGCCAGACUAGGGCUCGGGGUCGGCGCGCAGUGCAGGACGGGGCGGCGGGGGCUCCGCACAAAACCGUCCGCGGGGGUUUUACGGCAAAAUCGACGUAAAUUCGGAGUUUUAUCUUCUUUGCGUAAAAAUAGUUUGGAAUGUAGGAGGUUUUAUGUAAGAAAUUUGAGCGCUAUUCACUGUAGCUCCAGGGGUUACUUGGACAGCGUGUUGAUUUCAGGAACAAGUAAGGGCUUUCCGCAAAAAGUUAUGCACGCGUGUGGGGAUCCCAGGCCCAGCGGAGCGACGCGGGUUUCCGCCAGGAAGCCGGAGCUGAUCCAACUUACGUGCACUAUUAACCUCAUCGUCUCGUCGACUCAUCCUUAUCUAUCCACCACCUCACCUCACGUCGCGCCCGCACGAAGCCACCCGUACUUUCUCGGCCGCCCCACCGCUGCCGACUCCCACGUGUCGCGCCGCCACCGGCGCUCCCAGCGCGGCCGUGUGGCCCGCCGUGCGGCCCGGCGCCUUCCCGAAACGGAACGGCCGCCCACGCCCGCGCUAGCGUCCCUCCCCGGCGCCUGGGCCCCACGCUGACGCGCGC